Molecule: messenger RNA, 2219 nt
Organism: Bemisia tabaci
Lineage: Eukaryota; Metazoa; Arthropoda; Insecta; Hemiptera; Aleyrodidae
Source: RefSeq, a predicted model, not a curated record
CUAACGUGUCUGAGUUCAUCGUCCCAGAGAUUGUGAACUCAUAUUCACUCGGUGUCACCAAUAUAUUCUUCCCCAACGAAGACUCACAAAAAGAAGUUGCUGCACAUCCCUCCGAAGUCCCUCGGCAAUCAACCUCUUCCUCCGACACUGAGAUGACGAAAAAACCAGGUUCGACGGUCGCUUUGAAGGGCCGAAAGUUUUUCAAGUGCCACAAAUGCGAGAAGAAGUUCAGGAGCCACAACGGUUUGAGGUAUCACAUGGAUACGCACACCGGCAAAACUACUUGUCAAGUAUGCGGAACGGUUUUGUCAACUCGCAUGGCUUUAGAACGGCAUUCACGCGACGUACACGAAAAAUGUAAUGAAGAGACAACGCACAUGAAAUUUACUAGUGACCCUUGUAACGAUGUGUUCAAAUCACGCAUAACUCUUCGCAAACGCGUGGUGUCCAGGUCACGCAUGGCUCUUCGUAAACGCGCUGAAUCGCUCACUGGUGACACGACUUGUGAUUGGUGUAAAAAAAUCCUCCCAACGGUGAGCCAUCUAAAUCUGCACGUGUGCUCCGCACAAAAGCAAUCUCAAGAAGAGACCAACAAAAGAACUUUUAUUUGCGGUCGUUGUAAAAAAGUGCACAACUCACGUCGUGCUCUGAACAGGCACUUGAAGUUCCACGCUGGUCUGACGACCUGCAAAUUAUGCAGGAAGGUUUUUUCGAGUGUCUGCAGUUUGAAGCAGCAUUUAAUUUCCGUUCACAGGCGGAUUUCCAUUAACGGAAGAAGGACUCGCUCACGUGCCCCCUCAAAUAUUCACAAGCCAUCCAAGAAGGAGACUAAAGGAAGGAAAGCUCCCUCUCAAGACAGUCAAAAGGAGACUGAGAGAAGAGGAGCCUCCUCUCAAGACAGUCAGUUUACAUGCGGUGUUUGUAAUAAAACAUAUAAACAAGAGUGUAACCUGAUGACUCACAUGAGAUCGCACACUGGCGAAACGACGUGCAAAUUGUGCGGAAAGGUUCUGUGCAGGGUAGACGCCUUAAAAGACCACGUGCGUCGCGUCCACCAACUAUUUCAAUAAGAAACUUGUCGGAGAAUUUUCCCCUCUGACGUCCUUUUGGGUUGUUCAAGUAUCACAUACUUUUCCUCAUUUUUUGACCCUUCUCCCCCCUUCUAACGCAGCCCUACGCCAUCCUUUUGAAUUACGUAACGCGGGCCUGCCCCCCCCCCUCCUCCAAUUUAAAAAACAAAAUCAAGAAAACGCAGAAAAAACAGCUUGGAAAAAUUCGGGUUUUUUGGGAGAUAUUUCGCUGAAAUAAGAUGGGAAGAGAACACCAAAUGUGUGAAAAUACAUGAGUAGUUUUGUUCUAUUCAUACUUUUACCGUAUUAGUACACCGAGACAAUUUUGGAUUUUCAAUUAUAACACGAUUUUUUCCAAGUUUUUUCCCCCUAGCUCGGAUUUAUUACGUAACGCUGGGCCAAACCCCCUCCCCUCCCCUCUUAAGUGUGCUCAGUAAUACUUGAACGGCCCCUUCCGCAUUUUAGACCAUUUGGACUGCAUUUUGCAAUUUGGAACUAUAAAUUCUAGCCCGGUUGAAGAACAACGUAUGUGCCAUUAGUUUCCAUAAGCACAUACCUGUUUUUCCAGACGAGCCAGAAUUUAUAGUUCCGAAUUGCAAAAUGCAGUCCAUUUUAAAAACAGGCGCAUGCCGCAUGACUUCUUCGUUGAUCCAUGGAGGAAACAAGCUAAACGAUUUGUAAAGGACGCAACAAUUCCCUCUCAACGUUUUUCUUUUUUAGUCCAUUUACGUAACAAGUAUUCUUUUUUCUAUUCGUCGUGUUAAUGUACUUUAUUUUUACAUGCGUUUCUUAUUACAGACAAGAUUUUGACAUUAUGUCACAGCCCAUGGUGCUUAUUUCGUAAGCACAGAAAUACUGAUUUUGCUCAUCUACAGAAGAAACGACGUGGCCCUUUCAAUCUUGUCUCUAAAAUUAGAGAUACUUUAUAUCAAACUCCCGCUCACUAUUUUUCUUUUUUUACCUUUUAUUUACCUAAUUACAUGCACACGUUACACCCACAAAUUAGCGGCAGAAAAUUAAAGUGCAUGAGGAGAAACGAAAUUAUAUCUGAAUUAUUAUCGACUGCUCUCUUAAUGCAGGCGAUGGUUCCCUUCUGAUAUCUUUUUCAUUGCAGCUUUGUAGUUAAGAAAAAUCUUUUAUUAUCCAAAA